AUGGCAUCAACCUCCCUCCUCCACCCCCCUCCUCCUCCACCCCUCCCUCUCCCUCAGGCGACCCCCUGCUUCCUCGCCCCCAAGCUCCUCCGCUCCAGCACCCUCCAGCUAGCCCGCCUGCCCAGCCCCGACACCCCAACCCCAACCAUCCACACCGUCCCUCGCCAUCCCUCCUGCGCCUAUCCUCCCCCAACCCCCCCCCCCAUCAAUUCCACCCCUCAGAGACCUCUACUCCACCCUCGCGGCCCCCCUGUCCACCCACACCUAAACCGAGAGCCACCCAUGUUCCGCGGGGGCAAGCGUCCUGGCCCUCCAUUCGGCGGGGGCCGAGGAGGUCCCUUCUACCCCCCCAAGAGACCUUUCUUUCCCCCACGCUAUUGA
Messenger RNA from Oncorhynchus keta (chum salmon), 381 nucleotides. RefSeq lists its product as uncharacterized. The transcript has a single exon. NCBI's taxonomy places the organism in Eukaryota, Metazoa, Chordata, Actinopteri, Salmoniformes, Salmonidae. Bases 1 to 381 code for a protein of 126 amino acids. The record is from RefSeq and is a predicted model, not a curated record.